GUUCGACUAACUAGCGCGACCAACUGGGACGAGGUUCUCUGGACGACACGUCGAGGCGAUGGUUGAUACUAGUAUGCAGAACAUGGCGGCAGUCAUGGCGACGGAUAUCGACAAGCGAUGAACGAGUGGUGACGCUUCUCAUGCGCCCCCGGUCGCGUUGUUGAAGUUUCUUUGGCAUCUCAGUGCAGCUGGUCGAUCGAAUCUGACCAUAACUCUGGCAGUGCUUCUCGGUGCAGUUUGCAGUUUUCGAAUCUGGCGCGAUGAGCUCGACCAACUUGGGCCUUGGCAUUGGCAUGUGCCUCGUCGGGACCACCGUCUCCAACCUCGGGCUAAACAUUCAAAAAUAUUCGUUUUUGCACCAGGAGCGCCUUCCCGAGACGCAGCGGCGACCGUACAACACGCAGUGGCGCUGGUGGCUCGGCUUUGCGUGCGUCGGGCUCGGGUCCAUCGCUGACUUUGCCGCGCUAACGUUUGCAGCGCAGAGCGUGAUCACGCCCAUUGGAGCCUUUACGCUCGUGGCCAACCUCGGCUUUGCGCACUACUGGCUCAAGGAGCCGCUCGGCAGCACCGAUCUCGCCGGGACAGGGCUCAUCGUACUCGGUGCGACGGCGGUCACCAUUUUUGGGUCGCACGAGAGCCCCAAAUAUUCGCUCGAUGAGCUUAUUGCGCUCUCCACGCGCGGAAGCAUGGUCGUGUACGCCAUUGCGAUCCUCGGCCUCGUCGCCUUUUUCCACGUGGUGCGAAUGCGCAGCGAGCAAGUGCUGCGCAAGUGCGGGAAGGCGUCGCCCGAGUAUCGCGCGCUCGAGAAGCUCCACCCGCUCUCGUACGCUGGCUUUGCAGGCAUUGUCGGCGCGCAGUCGGUCAUGUUUGCGAAAAGCUCGGGCGAGCUCAUUCAGCUCUCGCUCCAAGGCCGCAACCAGUUCAAUCGCGUCCUCACGUAUGUGAUCCUCGCGGGCUUGGUCCUUACGAUUAGCGUUCAGGUACGUUGCUCGUACGUGCUGUCUUCUGCGCUGAGAUUCUUGUAGACGCACAUGUUGGCACUGGGGCUCAAGAACUUUGACGCGCUCUACAUGGUGCCCGUCUUCACCUGCUUUUUCAUUUCGUUCUCGGUCCUCGGUGGCGCCGUGUACUUUAACGAAUUCCAAGCCUUUACACUCUACCAGUGGAUCUGCUUCCCGCUCGGCGUCGCCAUCACCGUCGUCGGCGUCAUUCUCCUCUCGCGACGUGAGAUGCGACUGAGCGAGACGACACUGGAUGGCAUGGCGUCGCCGGGCACCGAGAGCCAAGAGUUUGCACUCGCCACGACACCGAGAGCUUACGUCGCCAUCGCGGUGCCACCUUGCUCUGUCCCUCUCUCGACAGGCUCUCCGUACUAGGAGCAGUUGAAACGCGUGUCGACGCCUAGAUACUCGUCAACAGAUCGCGAUCUUGACUUGAGUCGCC
This is a messenger RNA of Saprolegnia diclina VS20, 1443 nucleotides long. RefSeq lists its product as hypothetical. The record is from RefSeq and is a predicted model, not a curated record. The transcript is spliced from 7 exons. Gene Ontology annotation, biological process: magnesium ion transport. The coding region runs from base 261 to 1025 and encodes 254 amino acids. Gene Ontology annotation, cellular component: membrane. NCBI's taxonomy places the organism in Eukaryota, Oomycota, Saprolegniomycetes, Saprolegniales, Saprolegniaceae. Gene Ontology annotation, molecular function: magnesium ion transmembrane transporter activity.